Ustilago hordei is the source of this 327-nucleotide messenger RNA. RefSeq lists its product as uncharacterized. The transcript is spliced from 3 exons. Gene Ontology annotation, biological process: cellular heat acclimation. The record is from RefSeq and is a predicted model, not a curated record. Gene Ontology annotation, molecular function: transcription corepressor activity. Gene Ontology annotation, cellular component: cytosol; nucleus. Lineage: Eukaryota; Fungi; Basidiomycota; Ustilaginomycetes; Ustilaginales; Ustilaginaceae. The coding region runs from base 1 to 327 and encodes 108 amino acids.
AUGUCCACCACAACAACACAGCCGACCACAGCCGUUCCCUCAACCUCCAUGUCUACCUCUGCCUCCGACUCCGCCUCCGACUCCGCUCCAACCCAAUCCCACACCGACCCAUCCACCACAUCAACAAAACCAGAAAAUGCAGUGCAACCACCCGACAUCUCUUCCCCACACCAGUUGAUCGAUUGGGUAGACACGGUUCUAGGUCAACUUGAGUCUAGGUUCGAUGAUAUGAAUGGUCAAGUCACCUCACGGAUGAACGAGAUGAGUAGUCGGAUUGAUGCUUUGGAGAGUUCUAUACAGGCUACAGGGAAUAACAAUGACGCUUGA